Molecule: messenger RNA, 624 nt
Organism: Mus caroli (Ryukyu mouse)
Lineage: Eukaryota; Metazoa; Chordata; Mammalia; Rodentia; Muridae
Gene: Rpp14
Product: ribonuclease P/MRP subunit p14
Biological process (GO): tRNA 5'-leader removal
Cellular component (GO): nucleolus; multimeric ribonuclease P complex
Molecular function (GO): ribonuclease P RNA binding
Source: RefSeq, a predicted model, not a curated record
AUGCGCGACGCGGGAGCACGGGGUGGAAGUGUGGCGGACCUCAGGUUCUUCGCCGCUGUCGUGUCAGUCUGGGAGCCACCGCCGAGUUCAGUACAGCGCGGCUGAGGUCCCGGCUACAGGCGGUGACCGGGAAGGCUGAUCCGGCCGUUUGCUGGGCGCACUGCCUUCGACGUGGGCGCUAAGUCAGUAGCGAUUGUUAAUGGAGCAAGGUGCCCAUGUUGGAAGAUGCCAGCGACUGCAUAUGAAAGAGUAGUUUACAAGAGCCCCUCAGAGUACCACUACAUGAAAGUCUGUCUAGAGUUUCAAGAACAUGGGGUUGGACUGAAUGUGGCACAGUUCAAACAGCUCCUCGUCUCAGCCCUGAGAGACCUGUUUGGGGAGGUCGGUGCCGCUCUGCCUGUGGAUGUUCUCAUCUACGAUGAGAAGACACUGUCGGCCAUCUUGAGAGUAUGCAGCAGUGGUCUGGUCAAAUUAUGGAGUUCUUUGACCUUGUUUGGAGCCUAUAAAAGCAAGAAGUGUGCCUUCAGAGUGAUUCAGGUGUCUCCCUUUCUCCUGGCAUUAUCUGGCAAUAGCAGGGAACAAGUAUUGGAUUGAAUACUCUUACAGGUCCAGAUAUUUCCACUC